UAAAUUCAUACUCAAAUUGAAAAAAUCCUUCGUUUGUAAAAUACAUUAAUGUUCGGCCACAAAAUUAAUUCAAUUAUUGAGGAACUUUUAUUUAGGUGUAUUCAAAUUUUACGUUAUUUCAUAAAAAUGGAUAUAAAUAAAGAAUUUGCUCAAGAAACUGAGGAACAACAUUCUCAGGAAGAUUCAUCUGUUUCCCAAAAAUCUUGCAAAAAAUGUAAAAUUGUUUGUAAAUCUUCAUCUCAAUGUGAAAAUUGCAGCACGAUGAUGAUAAAAUGUAAACUGAAUCCAAGUAGUAGAUGCGAUGCACCAGUUGCAUUGGUAAAUAGCAGUACGAAUUUGCAGAUGAAUGCUGAGUUUGAUGUUUUCAAUCUGAGACAGCUUUAUCAAAUGUCCGGUCAUAGUCUACGAAGUUUAAGGACUUCAAACAAAAAGUCCGCAAUAUCAAACCACUCAAAUUCGAGUGCCUUGGUAUGCAAGCCAAAUAAUAAGAAGAUCGGUGGCAGUUUUCAUAGCAUAAAAAUUCAAAUUUGCAAUAUGCCAACUCUGCAGGAAGCCCAUAUAGAAGAUGAAAAUGCGAUAGAGAUGCCAGCCACAAAUGACGACAAGAGUUUUACCAAAGAAUCCGUAUCAGGACCUGAAAACCAGAAUUUCACUUCUCACAGUUCGAAAUCGAUAGAUCUGGAUUUAAGUAAAAUUGAAGAUUUAAGCCAAGAUGAUAUCAUUGUUAUAAGCAGCGAUGAUGACGAUGAAAAGUCCCUUGAAACUGGUGUAUCAGAAAUCGAUAUAGAAGUUAAAUCCACCCAUAACAGUGGAGAUUCUAUAAAUAAAACAAAAACAGCCAAAGCUAUAUGUCACUCAACCAAAUGCACACAGAUUCCAGCUGAAGCAAAUUGUUUACCAGCCAAUACCCAAACUCAGUUGUGUGUUAAAAUGCAUCCACCACGCCUAUUUCAAAUACCAUCAUCGUCAUCUUCUUCGGGUCAUAACGGUUCCAUUACCCAACCACUUACAGCAUCCAUUCCCAAUGGCCACAAACAACGACAAUUGGAAUUGCAUCGAUUACGAGUUCAAGUGCUGGAACUUAAGCGGAAGUUGUUGGAACUUAAGCUGAAGCGAGAACGUGAUGAAAUGAAACGAGAACAAAUAGCAUUUGAACGAAAACAGGGAACAGUAAUUUCCUCAUUUCAUGAUUUAAAUUAUGAAAGAGAUGUUUAAACCUUAAAAUCAAUAAAUAAUUUUUUAUAAUUUACUAAAGAACAUUAAAAUUUUUUUAUUAGUCGUUAAAUUUUGGUACCAUCCAUUCUAAUAUUUAUAUCUGAUAUAUUAGGUAGAAAAUCGAAAUAUCAAAUAAUAGAUCGUUUGACACACUC
This is a messenger RNA of Musca domestica (house fly), 1370 nucleotides long. RefSeq lists its product as uncharacterized. The record is from RefSeq and is a predicted model, not a curated record. The coding region runs from base 49 to 1215 and encodes 388 amino acids. Lineage: Eukaryota; Metazoa; Arthropoda; Insecta; Diptera; Muscidae. The transcript has 2 exons.